Triticum dicoccoides is the source of this 828-nucleotide messenger RNA. RefSeq names its product suppressor protein SRP40-like. The record is from RefSeq and is a predicted model, not a curated record. The annotation marks the transcript as partial. Gene Ontology annotation, molecular function: zinc ion binding; nucleic acid binding. Lineage: Eukaryota; Viridiplantae; Streptophyta; Magnoliopsida; Poales; Poaceae. The transcript has a single exon.
AUGAUUCAAGAACGUCCUGAUUUCAAAACACUCGAUCCAUCUGACAUACUUGAGAGGCUCAACACACAUGAGUUUCAGCUUUCUGAGAAAAGAGAUAUCUACGGUCCAAACUAUGGGCGAACUCGUGCCUUGAAGGCAAAAGCUGUUUCCUCAUCUGAAGAAGAAUCUGACAGUAGUUCUAAUGAUCCUGAAGACAUUGGAAGAGAACUUGAAAUGCUAGUGAAGAAGUUCCAAAAAUUCACCAAGAAGAAAGGCUUCAGAAAAUCUUCACGAUCAAGCUCAAGGAAUGAUGAAGCUUCUGCUCAUGACUACAAGAAGAAAACAUGUCACAAGUGCAAGAAAACUGGACACUUCAUCUCUGAGUGUCCACAAUGGGACAAUGAGAACAGAAGGAAGAAGAAGAGCAAGGAAUAUGACUCUGACGACAAGAAGAAGAAGAAAUACUCAAAGUCUUCUUCCAAGUCUUCCUCAAAGUCUUCAUCACACAAGAAGAGCUCAUCUGGCAAGGCACGUGCGUUUGUUGGCAAGGAAAUGGAUUCAGAGGAGGAGUCCGCUUCUGAGGAGGCGGAGGUGGAGUCUGAGGAGGAGUCUGAUUUUGGCAUUGCGAGUCUGGCUACAACAUACGUCGCCAAGUCCAUCUUCAACACUGAAGACAAUGACUGCAUCACCGACACCGAUGCAACUGACAAGAACGACUCCACUCCUACCUACUGCUUCAUGGCACGUGGCGCCAAGGUAAACACACGCACUACUCGCUAUCAAACAUCUAGUGACGAUGACUCUGACUGUGAUUCAAAACCCAGCUACAAAACACUUGCUAAAAUUGCA